AUGAAGAUCCGUGUCCUACUGCUGUUGUUCCUGUUUGAGGCCCACAGCCACGCAGCCUCAAGGCCCAACUUCGUCCUGCUGAUGGCCGACGACCUUGGCAUCGGAGAUCCUGGUUGCUAUGGGAACGAGACGCUCAGGACGCCCAAUAUUGACCGGUUGGCUGAAGGAGGAGUGAAGCUCACUCACCACCUGGCAGCUUCGCCCCUGUGCACACCAAGUAGGGCAGCGUUCAUGACAGGCCGGUACCCCAUCCGAUCAGGAAUGGCAUCUCAGUCCCUCACGGGGGUGUUUAUCUUCUCGGCCUCUUCUGGAGGACUUCCCACCAGUGAGAUUACCUUUGCCAAGCUUCUCAAGAAUCAAGGCUAUUCAACCGCUCUGAUAGGCAAGUGGCACCUUGGGACAAACUGUCACAACAAGACAGACUUUUGUCACCACCCCUUGAGCCACGGCUUUGACUAUUUCCAUGGGAUCCCCAUGACCAAUUUGAGGGACUGCAAGCCCGGAGAAGGCAGCGUCUUCACUGGGGGCAUCAGGGCGCUGGUCUUCAUCCCCCUUCAGAUCAUUGCGAUCACGCUCCUCACCUUGGCGGUGGUCAAGUGCCUGGGGCUGGUGCAUGUGCCCCCCGGGAUCUUCGUCUGCCUUCUCUGCCUGGCCGCCAUGAUACUCGGCCUUCUGGUGUGCUUCCUGCAUUACUUCCGGCCCCUGAACUGCUUCCUGAUGAGGAACCAUGAGAUCACCCAGCAGCCCAUAUCCUACGACAACCUCAUGCAGAGGCUGACGGCGGACGCGGCCCAGUUCAUGCAACGGAACGCUGAGACGCCAUUCCUGCUGGUCCUGUCAUACCUCCACGUGCACACGGCCCUCUUCUCUUCCAAGGACUUCUCCGGCAAAAGCAAACACGGCGCAUACGGCGACGCUGUCGAGGAAAUGGACUGGAGUGUUGGGCAGAUCUUGAAUGUUCUAGAUGAGUUGAAACUGGCUAACAACACCCUCGUCUACUUCACCUCGGAUCAAGGAGCCCAUGUGGAAGAGGUGAGCGCCAAGGGAGAAGUCCACGGAGGCAGUAACGGAAUCUAUAAAGGGGGGAAAGCAAACAACUGGGAAGGAGGUAUCCGGAUUCCGGGCAUUCUUCGGUGGCCAGGGGUGAUAAAGGCUGGGCUAGAGAUUGACGAGCCAACGAGCAACAUGGACAUAUUUCCUACGGUGGUCAACCUCGCAGGAUCGCCAUUGCCCGAGGACAGAAUCAUUGAUGGACGUGACCUCAUGCCACUGCUUCAAGGGAAGACCCAACUCUCCGAUCAUGAGUUUCUCUUCCAUUACUGCAACUUCUACUUAAACGCUGUGCGCUGGCGCCCUCGGAACAGCACGUCCGUCUGGAAGGCCUUCUUCUUCACGCCCAAGUUCAACCCCGAGGGUGCCAACGGGUGCUUUUCCACACACGUGUGUUUAUGCCACGGGCAGUUUGUGAACCAGCAUCACCCGCCGCUGCUCUUCGAUAUUUCCAGAGACCCCAGGGAGAGAAACCCAAUAUCGCCGAUGACCGAGCCUCGCUUCCAGGAGAUCAUCGACGUCAUGCAGCAGGCUGCAGACCGCCAUGCCGAGACCCUGCAGGAGGUCCCCAAUCAGCUGUCACUGGGCAACAUUCUCUGGAAGCCGUGGCUUCAGAUGUGCUGCUCAUCUUCCGGGCUGUCCUGCCAGUGUGACCGGGAGGAACAGGCCAGGAGGGAGAGCCGCUAG
This is a messenger RNA of Odobenus rosmarus divergens (Pacific walrus), 1737 nucleotides long. RefSeq names its product steroid sulfatase (microsomal), isozyme S (gene STS). NCBI's taxonomy places the organism in Eukaryota, Metazoa, Chordata, Mammalia, Carnivora, Odobenidae. The record is from RefSeq and is a predicted model, not a curated record. Gene Ontology annotation, molecular function: arylsulfatase activity. Bases 1 to 1737 code for a protein of 578 amino acids. The transcript is spliced from 9 exons.